Molecule: messenger RNA, 865 nt
Organism: Cicer arietinum (chickpea)
Lineage: Eukaryota; Viridiplantae; Streptophyta; Magnoliopsida; Fabales; Fabaceae
Product: protein DMP3-like
Biological process (GO): endomembrane system organization
Source: RefSeq, a predicted model, not a curated record
UGUAUUAUACUAUAUACACAUAAACAGCUACUUAUAUUACACAUCAACCAUCAAUUAUUAUUGUUCAAUAGCUGAUCAUCAAUGUCGAUUAGACAACGUCGUUCGACCAACCAAUCAAAAGAAACACAAGACAAUAUUCAUGAUAAUUCCGUGGAGGCCGAAGAGAAGAAAAAUCCCUCCUCGGCCUCCACGUUAUCAGGACGCCUAUUAACUGGCACAGCGAAUUUGGCGAACCUACUUCCCACAGGAACUCUCCUAGCAUUCCAAAUUCUAACUCCAGUGUUCACCAACAACGGAGCUUGUGACUCCGUUACGCGUCUCUUAACACUCUUACUUCUCAUCUUGCUCUCGCUAUCGUGUUUCCUCGCAUCUUUCACUGACACUGUUAAAGCAUCAGAUGGAAGAGUGUACCAUGGAAUUGCAACAUUGAAAGGUUUUUGGCUAUUUGAUUACUCAGAGGGGACGUUACCUGAGUUGAGUAAGUAUAAGUUAAGGCUCAUUGAUUUUGUUCACGCGUUGUUGUCCGUUCUUGUUUUCUUUGCGGUUGCGUUGAGGGAUAACAAUGUGUUGAUGUGUUAUUACCCGCAACCUAGACAUGAGACUAAGGAGGUUCUUGAUAUUGUACCCGUUGGAGUUGGAUUCUUAUGUAGCUUGUUGUUUCUUGUUUUUCCAACCACCAGACACGGGGUUGGUUAUCCUCUUGCACCUGCUGCACCCAAUUAGUUUCUUCCUUUGUUUCUUUAAUACUUUUUGUUAUAUUCUAAUUGUAUACUUAAAAAAAAGUAAUAGUCUAUCACAUUCAUCCUUUUUAUUGUUAUUGUAAUUGUUAGCCAUUGAAUUGAAUUUAGAGUUUGUUUAUUAAUCA